ACAGCGCCCUUCAAAGACAAAUCGGCGUGGUAUCGUGCUAAGCACAACCAACGCGCUUAACUUAAUCCACAUUAGUAAAGCAACUCGUACGGUCACAGCAUCGAACCGAUAAUACCCAAACGUGGUUUACGUCGUUGAUUUUAAUUGUUGCAGUGGUGCAAUCGGGUCUGUAUCCUUGUUGGAUCGAAAGUAAAAAAGUUGAAAGUGUUGAUAGACAUGAAAAUAAAUAGAGUGAAUUAUUACAUAGGCCGAAACUGAUGAUGCCAUCAUGAAAACGAUUAGGUACUACCAGAAACAAUUAUACGUUUUAUGUUUAAUAUUGGCAGUGGCGUUGUUUAGUCUAUGCAUACAGAUGGACAUUGUUAGCUACAAUACAUAUUAUCCAGAAUAUGGAGAAUACAAAAGAAACAUAGAUGAUAUUGAAAUUAAGCUAGUAGAAGAAUGGAAGGAACUGCGAAGCAAGCAAAGUAACUUAUCAAACUUAGGGAAAAUACUGUUCUUGGGAACAGACGAACCAGUAGUGAAUACAACGAAAUCCUAUCAAAUUCUAGUCUGGAAAUAUGGCAAAAUGAUCGAAAAUCGUCUAAUAAAGAAUUUUUCCAAAAAUUGGGUCGACCCAUUCAGUAACUGCCCUGUGAAAAACUGUAAUGUAACUUAUAAGGAUGAAGCACUCUCAACAGCAGACCUUGUUCUAUUUCAUUUGCAUAGAAUGAAAAGUUCUAAAGAGCUACCAUUGAAAAGAGGAAAAUCGAGCCAGAUAUGGGCUUUUUUAACCGAGGAAAGUUCCUAUCACACGUUUCUGAAUCGGGAUAAGGGUGUUACCAUAAAAGACUAUAACGGUGUUUUUAAUUGGUCUAUGAGUUAUAGAAUGGAUUCUGACAUUCCCGUUCCUUAUGGAAGGACCAUUCUAAGGAAGACACCUCAACCUGUAGAAAUAAAAUUGGAAAAACAAAGGAAUGUUUUGGUUGCGAUAAUGGGCUCAAAUUGUGGUGGAAAGAAUAAACGAUGGGAUUAUGUAAAGGAGUUAGAAAAACAUAUUAAAGUUGACAAAUACGGAAAAUGCGGUACCUUAAAGUGUCCCGGUCAUUACAACAAAGACUGUCCACUUUUAGACAAAUAUCUGUUCUAUUUAGCCUUCGAAAACUCAAACUGCGAUGAGUAUAUCACAGAAAAAGUGUGGUGGAAUGCGUUCCAUAAAAAUUCCAUACCGAUAGUCAUGGGCGCUAGUGUCUCCAGCUACAAAAAAGUUCUACCACCGAAUUCCUACAUAAAUGUUGACGACUUCGCGAAUCCAGCUUCCCUAGCACGUUUCAUACUGCGUCUCAACGACACAAACGAAUAUCUAGAAUAUUAUCAAUGGAAAUCACAUUUCGAAGUUUUGAAUGAACACGGUUAUUUCCAAAGCAAUAUCUUCCACUACUGCCGAGUAUGCCAGGCAUUGAAUUACAACGAUAAGAAGCAAAAAAUUUAUGAAGACUUACAAAAAGACUGGAACGCCAAAAAUGUCUGUUAUCCUGCUUGGAACGCAUAAAUUUUAUGUUUUUCCCUUUUAAUUCCCACAGAGAAUAAUAUCUAGAAUAUUAUUAAUGGAAAAAUUUUGAAGUAUUGAACUACCAUCGGGAUUUUGAAAGCAAAUUAUUCUACCACUGUGGAAUAUAUCAGUCGUCGAAUUACAACAAAAGCUUAAUGGAACGAAGACUUGAAAAAAUACUGGAAUAUCAAAAAUUUCUUUUAUCCAAGCUAAAACACCCAACUUUUCAGGAAAUCAUAAUUUGACACUGAACAGAUGUACAUUUUGAAUAACAAUAUUAUUAUUUUCCUGUGGUAUAGAAUACGCCAGGCAUUGCAUUAAAAGCAACGUAAAAAAACAAAAAUUUAUGAUGAUCUCAUAAAAUCGCUACUGCGCGUGAAAAAGGAGUUAAGUCAUAAUUUAUCAAAAACGGGGUUAAGUGAAAUUUCGAAUCUAAACAACAGGGACUUUUAAUGUGCAGAAAGGGAUAAGUUAACAUAAACAAUAUCUACCAUGUUUUGUGUAUGGCAUCACAUGUUCAGUCACAUCAAAUUCAAUUUAACAUCGUGAAAAGGGAGUUAUGUCUACGUGACUCCUUGUUCACAAUAAUAUACUGAUACACACGAAUAGUGAAAAACGAGUUAACUCGACAUAUCUCGUUUUUCAUUUAAAGUACUGUAAGUUGUUUACAUGACUUAACUCAUUUUUCACUAUUUUGAUUUUGUUGUACCAUAUUCUUAAACCUAGCGCAAGCGCAUAAAGGCGCAAAUCGGUCAGUCUCCUAACCUACCCUCCCCUUAUCACAUAAGAGCACGUGCCGGCAGUGAAUUAUAGGUAUUGUAAGUGCUUAAAGAUGUUAUCAUCGAGAUGUUAUCUUCUGAGGAGGAAGAUUAGUACCUAGUUUAUAAUGUUUUUAGGAAAUAAAUCCUUUAUACUGCAAACUUUUAUGUCCUUUUAUUUUUAUUGUCCUAGUCAUUCAAAAGUCUGUGAAAAAAGAUAUAAGUCAACAAAGUUUUUGUGCAAAAAGGGUUAAGUCUGUGAAAAAAGGUAUAAGUCAAACAGCUCAUUGGGUAAAAGGGUUAAGUCAAUCAAAAGUCUUGAUGCCGUAACUUUUUUUUAAUUCUCUAUUGACUUUACAAUUUGUUCAAUGUUUCUACAAUCUCUCGCAAAAUUAAGGUAUCAGAACAUAUAUUUACAAAUGCCUUUACUAGAUACGAAAUUUUCCCUCCAAUUUUUAAUUUCAAUUUACUCAGAUAUACUUUUUUGACUUAUCUCCUUUUUCACGCGCAGUAGCGAAAUAAUGAUAAAGAAUGUGGACCUACCCAAAUCACUAUUUUCCACAUUGAACUACAAUGUAAAAAAAAACUAACGAGUUUUAGGUAAAUUCAAAAAUACUGACUAUUCAAAAGUCUUUUACUACAUUUAGUGCAGUCACUGAAGGUUUUCACCUCCGAUUUCGUUGAACCUCCAUCGAUAUUCAUGAAAAUUGGUGAGUAGUUAGAGGAUACCUCAAGGAACAAAGGUGACAUGAUGCCAACUUGCGCUUUUACCCUGGGGGUGGAUACCAUCGCUUUUCUGGGGUGAUAAUUAUUUUAUUAAAAAUAAUACCAUAAAUCGAUAGAGGGACAAAUUCUAAGCAAAAUUUGUUAAUUAAGUUAUUAACAUAAAUCAAUACUUUUUGAGUUAUGAAAGAUCAAAGAUUUUAUUUUUUCGUAAAAAAAUGCAUGUUUCAAAGCUGUUUUUCAUGUAUAACUCAAAAACUAUUAGCUUUUACAAAAAAGUUAUUCUUACCAAAAUUGAAGACAAUAAACAAUUGAAUACACUAUUCACUCAAAGUACUAAACUAAUGUUAAUUCAAAGUGAGUUAUGGGUAAUUGAAUGUAUAUUUUUUUCGAUGUGUACUCAAAUCUAAGUAUUCAAGCUUAAAUAACGGGAAAACGAUACAUUUUAUAAAAUAUACUUUCUAAACACUUAUCAAACUACUUUAGAAUACCUACCACAUGAGCUCCAGAAGAAGUUAAUAGCAUCAAAAUUAAGCAAGUUAUGAUGAAACUAAGAGAACCCUUUCGAUUUUUUUUAGGAAAAAGUGAAAAAUAAAACAUACGCCAUUUCAACAAAAAUUAAAAUUUAUAGUAAUCCUUACAAAAAUUUCUUUGUAUUAGCAUAAGUAAUGAUUUUAACAAUUUUCACCGGCUUAGAAUGCGUAUUUUUGAAAAAAAGAUAUAUUUUAAAAAAAUCAGAAUUUUUAAAAUUAUCGACAUUUUCAUUUUUUUUUUGAUAAUAACUAUAAAAAUACUCAAUAUACGUAAAAAAUGGUCAAUAACCAAAUUUUAGUUUUUUCUAUAUCAAAUAUUAUACCUUUUUACCAUUUCUGUAGGGUGAAAAAUAACCGAGAUAGAAACGUUUAAAGUUUAAAUUUUGCUGCGAGAACCAUGUAACCGUGGCCAUUUAAUCUUUGAUUUUUAAAAAAGUAAGCGGUUUAAAAGAUUAAAUUCACCGCGUUUUAAUAGCAUUUGGAAUUACCUUUCAAACCGUUUUUAGGUGAACCUGAUAUCUUAAAAAUUAAUAAAUUAACGGAGUUAUUAUAAAAAAACGAUAACAUUUUUUGGAAAAAUUUUUAAAAGAUAAAGUUUGAACAAUUUUUGGAGCAUAAAUUUUAAUGCUAUUAACUUGUUCGGUAUCUCAUUUGAUAGAUAUUUCUAAGUACUUUCACAAAUGUUAAGUUUAUGUUAUAAAAGGCAUCAUUUUCCCGUAAUUUAAGCUUGAAUACUUAGAUUUUGGUACUCGCUUAGAAAAAUAUGCAUUCAAUUACCUAUAACUCACUUUUAGUCAAUAUUAAAAGGUUUUUUUAGUAAGAAGUUUAUUUAAUUUCUUAUUAGCUUCAAUUUUGGUAAUAAUAACUUCUCUGUAAAAACUUAUAGUUUUUGAGUUAUCUAUGAAAAAUCGGUUAAAAACAUGCAUUUUUCUUACGAAAAAUUAAAAUUUUUGAUCUUUAAUAACUCAAAAAGUUUUGAUUUAUUUUAAUAACUUUAUAUAACAGAUUUUGCUUAGAAUUUGUCCCCCUAUCUAAUUAUGGGGUUAUUUUUAAUAAAAUAAUUUUCACCCCGAGAAGGAGUGGCAUCCACCCCCAGGGUAACAGCGCAAGUUGGCACCAUGUCACCUUUGUUUCUUGAGAAAUCCUCUAACCACUCAUCAAUUUUCAUGCAAGUCGAUGGAGGUUGAACGAAAUCGGAGGUAAUAGCUCAUAUCCACCUUCAGUGACUCCACUUGGGAUCUUUAAAAAUGAUGCAGGAAUUUCUUAUUCAGAAUUGCUAAAAUGUAUUUAAGGAAUAUAUUAUAUUCCUGCCAAAACAUUUUAAAAAUCCUGCAUAAUUUUCAAUUUUGCCAUAAAACAUGGAGUAUUUUCUUUUUAGUAUUUGUGAAUAUUAAAGAAUUUAAAAUUAAGAAGCUGUUUUCUGCAAAUUGGUAACACUGGUAACAUUGGUAUUAUUGAUAACACUAGAAUGAGGUAGUAAAGAAGAUGAACUAUACCUGUGACAUAAUAAAAUUAUGACCUUUGCUAGUUAGAUCUAUUGUUAUGUACCAUAUUACAAAAAAAACUGUAAUUUAAAUACAAAACUUAAAAUAAACAUUUCACAAUGUA
Messenger RNA from Diabrotica virgifera virgifera (western corn rootworm), 5153 nucleotides. RefSeq names its product glycoprotein 3-alpha-L-fucosyltransferase A-like. The record is from RefSeq and is a predicted model, not a curated record. Gene Ontology annotation, molecular function: alpha-(1->3)-fucosyltransferase activity. The coding region runs from base 269 to 1531 and encodes 420 amino acids. NCBI's taxonomy places the organism in Eukaryota, Metazoa, Arthropoda, Insecta, Coleoptera, Chrysomelidae. Gene Ontology annotation, cellular component: membrane. The transcript is spliced from 6 exons.